GUGGCCCCGGCUCAGGGAAGGGGACCCAGUGUGAGAAGAUCGUGCAGAAAUAUGGCUACACCCACCAGAAAUAUGCCUACCCCCACCUCUCCACGGGGGACCUGCUACGGGCGGAGGUCAGCUCAGGCUCGGAGCGGGGCAAGAAGCUGCAGGCCAUCAUGGAGAAGGGCGAGCUGGUGCCCCUGGACACAGUGCUGGAGAUGCUGCGUGACGCCAUGGUGGCCAAAGCAGACGUGUCCAAGGGCUUCCUCAUCGAUGGCUACCCCCGCGAGGUGAAGCAGGGAGAGGAGUUUGAGAAGAAGAUCGCCCCCCCCACGCUGCUGCUCUACGUGGACGCAGGGAAGGAGACGAUGGUGAAACGCCUGCUGAAGCGAGGCGAGACCAGCGGGCGGGUGGACGACAAUGAGGAGACCAUCAAGAAGCGUUUGGAGACCUACUACAAGGCCACCGAGCCCGUCAUCGCCUUCUACAAGAGCAGAGGCAUCGUCCGCCAGCUCAAUGCCGAGGGCUCCGUGGAGGAGGUUUUCCAGCAGGUCUGCUCCCACCUCGACAGCCUGUAG
Messenger RNA from Fulmarus glacialis (Northern fulmar), 560 nucleotides. RefSeq names its product adenylate kinase 1 (gene AK1). Lineage: Eukaryota; Metazoa; Chordata; Aves; Procellariiformes; Procellariidae. Gene Ontology annotation, biological process: ATP metabolic process; nucleoside triphosphate biosynthetic process. The transcript is spliced from 4 exons. Gene Ontology annotation, cellular component: cytoplasm; cytosol. The record is from RefSeq and is a predicted model, not a curated record. The annotation marks the transcript as partial. Gene Ontology annotation, molecular function: ATP binding; AMP kinase activity.